AUGGCAUCGCAUUCUCAAAGUCACGAAAAGAGUGACCAACCACGCACCAUCACUAUAACUAUUCCAUCGACUAGAAAGAUAUACCAAAUCGUCGCUUUAACGGCGUUGUUUAUAACGACUUUGGUAUUGGUUAUCAAAGGUGGUGCUCAUAUUGGAAGAAAAGAAUCUGCUCUAGCAAGGAAACAAAAUAUGAAUUAUGAUUCUGAUGCUAAGUAUGAUUCUGAUGCUAUCAAGUAUAAAGAGCAAUAUUCAUAUGUUAAAUAUAAAGUUCCAGAAUAUACAGGGAAAAAAGCAAGAGCUACUUUUGUUACAUUGGCCCGUAAUAACGAUAAAAAUGGGUUACUAUCCACUGUCAAGUCUGUUGAGGAUAGAUUCAACUCGAAGUACCAAUACGAUUGGGUUUUCUUGAAUGAUGUUGAGUUCAACGAUGAUUUCAAAAAGACUAUGACCGCUUUAAUUAGUGGUACAGUCAAAUUCGGUGUUAUUCCAAAAGAACAUUGGUCCUUCCCAUCUUGGAUCGACCAAGAUCGUGCUGCAGAAACUAGAAAGAAGAUGAAGGAAGAAAAAAUCAUCUACGGUGAUUCCAUUCCAUACAGACACAUGUGUAGAUUCGAAAGUGGUUUCUUCUGGAGACAUCCGUUACUAGACGAAUACGAAUAUUAUUGGAGAGUCGAACCAGACACGAAACUGCAUUGUGAUAUUGAUUAUGAUAUUUUCAGAUUCAUGAAGGAUAACAAAAAGAAAUACGGUUUCACUAUUUCGAUCAAAGAGUUCAUGAAGACAAUUCCUACUUUAUGGGAUACCACUUUGAACUUUACUUCAUUACAUCCAGAAUUUGUUAACAAGAAUAACAUGCUAGAUUUUAUCAGUAAUGAUAAUGGUAAGACUUAUAACUCGUGUCAUUUCUGGUCUAACUUCGAAAUUGCUUCUUUAGAUUUCUGGAGAUCUGAAGCGUACACAAAGUACUUUGAAUAUCUGGACAAUGCAGGUGGCUUCUUCUAUGAAAGAUGGGGUGAUGCACCAGUCCAUUCCAUUGCCGCUUCUUUAUUCUUAGACCGUAAUGAAAUUCAUCAUUUUGCUGAUUUAGGAUACUUCCAUGGUCCAUUCCACCAGUGCCCAAUCGAUGAUGUUUUCAGACUGGGAAACAGAUGUGCAUGUAAACCAAAGGAUGACUUCACAUGGAAGGGUUACUCUUGCAACACUAAAUAUUAUGAUGUUAACAAGUUAAAGAAACCUGAAAAUUGGGAAGAUUACAAGAAAUAG
This is a messenger RNA of Tetrapisispora phaffii CBS 4417, 1263 nucleotides long. RefSeq names its product glycosyltransferase family 15 protein. Gene Ontology annotation, molecular function: alpha-1,2-mannosyltransferase activity. Gene Ontology annotation, cellular component: membrane; Golgi apparatus. Gene Ontology annotation, biological process: protein O-linked glycosylation; cell wall mannoprotein biosynthetic process; protein N-linked glycosylation. The coding region runs from base 1 to 1263 and encodes 420 amino acids. NCBI's taxonomy places the organism in Eukaryota, Fungi, Ascomycota, Saccharomycetes, Saccharomycetales, Saccharomycetaceae. The record is from RefSeq and is a predicted model, not a curated record. The transcript has a single exon.